Funneliformis caledonium is the source of this 642-nucleotide messenger RNA. Lineage: Eukaryota; Fungi; Glomeromycota; Glomeromycetes; Glomerales; Glomeraceae. The record is from the annotation of a GenBank genome assembly.
AUGUCAUUCUCUUCAUCGUUAUUUCGUAAAGAAUUAUACAAUAGAGCCACACGCUCUUUACUGUUAUCUUCCACAAUAAGAGGAAGAAUAACAACCACACAACUACAAAGAACAUUAUCACCUUUUACAAUAGGUCAACAAGGAGCCGAUGCUUCUACCACAGGAGUUGAUCUGAAAGAAAAACAACUUGCCGAACUUAAGGAUAGUUAUCUGCGAUGUUUAGCAGAUAUGGAAAAUUUACGAGAACGUACGCGUAGAGAAGUAGAGCAGACCGCUCAAUUUGCUAUACAAAAAUUCGCCAAAGAUUUAAUUAAUACAGUUGAUGUUUUAAAUUUAGCUUUGUCUUCUGUUCCUGCUGAAGUUCGCAAUGAUACUCAAAAUAAUCCUCAUUUAGUUGGUUUAUAUACUGGGGUUUCGUUAACUGAAACUGAUUUAUUAACAACCUUAAAGAGACAUGGUGUUGAACAAGUCAAUCCUUUAGGUGAAAAAUUUGAUCCUAACAUUCAUGAAGCAGUUUAUCAAGCUAAAGUUCCUGAUAAAGAACCUGGAGUUAUUUUUGAUGUACAAAAAGUUGGUUACACCUUAUUUGGUAGAGUUAUCAGACCUCCUCAAGUGGGAGUUGUUAGAGACAAUGAAGCUUAG